Messenger RNA from Mytilus trossulus (common blue mussel), 3565 nucleotides. RefSeq names its product protein piccolo-like. The transcript is spliced from 5 exons. Lineage: Eukaryota; Metazoa; Mollusca; Bivalvia; Mytilida; Mytilidae. Bases 189 to 3503 code for a protein of 1104 amino acids. The record is from RefSeq and is a predicted model, not a curated record.
AAUUUGACAUAUGCGACCAUUUUGUUUAAACUAUUGUGAUAUGUUAAAGCUUCAAUUCAGCCUUGUGUUUGUGAUUUUUCCUUUUUGCUUAAUUUGAAGUCGAUAUUUAAACUCAGGAAUACUAUGUGUAAAUAUACCAUCUGAAAUUUCUUUAAUUUUCUGUACCCGGAUUCAUUUAGCACAUCGUAAUGAACUUCAAGUUCGUGAUAGCAUGGUCCAGCCUAUGGCUACCUCUAACUAUAGGACAAGGAUGUCCAUACAGCAGAACAGUUGUACCCGGUGAUGCGAAGAGGUAUAUAGAAAUGGUACAUAAUAUCGCACAUGAACGGCAUUGUGCUCCAGGGACUGAGUUUGAUCCAACAACUUGUGAAUGUUCUCUUCUAUCUUCUGGAGCAUGGUCACCUGGACUGGCAUUCAUUGACGGAUUAGCAACUGCCUACCCUGAGCUUGCAAACAUGCCUCUUGAUGUCCUUCAAAAAGAACUUUUGCUUCUAUCAUCACCAACUAUGUAUCCUAUGAAUGUAAAUACUGUCCCAUCUUCAUUUCAAAAGCCAACAAGACUGAAUAAUCAAAGGCAACAGCAAAUGUUAUCUCCAUCAUCUCUCAAUACUCAGCAAAUUUUGGACCUUUUCCAGAAUGUUAGACCAGAAGAUAUUCCACCACAUGUGUUAAAUGAUUUAGAACAUCUUAUGUUUUUGGAAAAUGGUCCUACUGGAUCAAACAUUUUUCCAACACAGAAUGUAGUUACACAUUUGCCGAACAGACACAAUACUGAGAGAACGUUCAUUCCAGCACAAAAUGAACAUGCGGUUGGAGCAUUUAGGAAUAUGCGUACUCAAAAUCAGUUACGAAACCCAGGAAGUCAUUCUCAAAAUCCUUCCCAAGUAGUGACUACUAAACCAACUCCUACCAUCCAAGACAUUAAAGAUUUAAUUGCAUCUUUUCAGAAUCUUUUGACAAAACCUACAUUGCAAUCCAAUAUUAAAACGCCUCUUUCACAAACUCAUAGCACACAAAAUCCUACAAUACAAAAGAAAAAUGCCUUAGAUAAUUUCCAAUCAUUAGCCAAUUCAAUAUUAAAAGCUUUUCCACCAAAAACAUCAAGCCCCACUAGACCUUCUUUACUAGUGAGCCCGGUUGCUUCUCCACCAACUCGCAACCAUUCCCCUUCGUCUGUGCCUAUUGGAAUGAGAACAUCACGAACUAAAUCGGACACACAAAAUACUUUGACAAGAAAUUCAUUGCGGCAAAAUAAUAUAGAUAAGACAGAGAAACUUUCUGAAGCAACACCUCUUGCAAAACAAAGGCAACUACCAAAAGUCAAUACACUUCCAAAACAAUGGAUAUACUGGGGAAAUGCAGAUGGUACAAAAACUAAACCUGCUCUUUAUCAUCGUUUGGAUUCAAAAACAGAAAAAAAGACGGAGAGGCUUUCUGAAGCACCACCUCUUGCAAAACCAAAAGUCAAUACACUACCAAAACAGUGGAUAUACUGGAGUAAUGCAGAUGGUACAAAAACUAAACCUGCUCUUUAUCAUCGUUUGGAUUCAAAAACAGAAAAAAAGACAGAGAGGCUUUCUGAAGCACCACCACUUGCAAAACAAAAGCAACUACCAAAAGUCAAUACACUACCAAAACAGUGGAUAUACUGGGGAAACGCAGAUGGUACAAACACUAAACCUGCUGUUAAUCAUCUUUUAGAUUCAAAAGCAGAAACAAUGAAAAUGGACCAAUCCAAGACGAAUAUAAAAAGCUCAACUCAAAUUGAUCGCGUAUUAUCUGUUCAAAAAUUAACAACUCCAGUCAUGCAGCCAGUCAAUAAGUCUCAGCGUGAAUUGUCAAAAUAUGAUACAAAAAUACAAAAAACACCCCCACCUACAAAACCGAAACCUGCGUCUCCUUCUGAAGACAAAACACCGAACCCUCAGGAAGAAAUGUCAGCCACAAAAUUACUUAAAAUGAUAAAAAAGCAACUGAGAGAAGCUAAAAACACAGGGAAACUUCCCUUUUCCCUUCUUAAAACAUUGCUCGAAAAAAGAAGUAUGCUAAUGAAACAAAUAAAAGAAGAAAGAAGAAGUAAGAAAAAUAAGAAAUCACAGGACCAACCGGAAAGCAAAAAAUCAAACAAAUUGGUAGACAAACAAGAAAAUGAAACAAUUAAGUCUAAACCAGUUAAUGAACAGAAGUCCCUUGAUGUGCUUCAAGAGAAAAAAGAAAAUCUAGAAACCAUAUCCACAUCUGAAAAAGAUUCUUCUAAGGGUGAAAAUCUAAAACAGGUCAAUGAACCCAGUACCUCUGAACAAAAACAAAUAACAAAUCAUGAUUCCAAGGCUCCGCACACUGGUACAAAAAGCAAUGAAAAUCAACAAACAGUUCAAAAUGUUAUUCCAAAUUUUUCAUUUUCUUCAGGGGCAUCGCAACCAUCAAUACAGGGAACUGAUCAUAACCGACCUAAAAGCAAACGCAGAAAGUCCAAAACAGCAGAAUUCAGUUACAAACCUGCUCAAAAUGGAAUAUCUUCCCAAAGUUACGAUUUGCUAAGUUUAUUAUCUGGAAAACCUAUAUUGGAAUUGAUUCCUAGUAGAAAAGUUAGCACUCCAGUAGAAAAGUCAACACCACAGUUACGAGGAUUAGGUCAAACAAUACCGAAUAACAGUCCUAAGCUUGAUUUAUUUUCUCGAACAACUAGUACUAAAUCUCGUCAGUCAAGUACACAGCUGAAUACUCCAUUACUUGAUCAGGAUUUAGCAACGAUCACCGCAUUCUUAAGAGAAAGAAAUGCACUAAAAAGUGUGAACCCAAGAACUGUCAGAAAUUCGUAUGUAGCGGAAUCAUAUCCGACAACCCUAACAAAGACACCAGAAAAAUCCCAUGUGAGGACUCUAACAUUAUCGACAGAGAAACCAAAACCUCUUGUUCAAUUAACACAACCAGAGUCUACACAAUCCAAAUUAAAAACUGUUAGUAAACAACAGGCUGGAAGUUUGCCAUCUCUUUCUAAAAUAGAUGAACAAAAACGACUCAUUCUUCAAAAAUUAAUGCAGAGACUAUCAGCAUUACAAGCUCAAAGUUCAAACAGUGGGAACGGCGUUUCUAUGAACGGACAAAGUGCUGGUAACAACCGACAAAGUGUUAAUAACAACGGACAAAGUAUUUAUAACAACGGACAAAGUUUUAAUAACAACGGGCACAGUGUUAAUAAUAAUGGAAUGUCCCAACAAAAUUCUAAUAGUCAAUUUAAUGGUAUGCCAACUUUAAGACAAAGCCCAUCAACAGCUGGGCAAGAGUCUUCUAAAUCAUCGCCAUACCAUAUGAUGUUUAGAAGUAUUGCCAUGAAGGAAGGAGCAAGUGACGCCCAGGAAAUAAUGCAGGAUAGAAUGACUGAAAUGGGUGUUGCAGGUGUGUUGUCAAUGGGUAUGCCGAUGUCAGCAAUGAAUUCAGAAGUAAGAUCUCAGCUAGGAUCCACACUUUUUGAAAAUAGUCCAAUGGCGUUUUUAUUGUAAUUAUUGUAGUUAUUGUUGUUGGAUUGAAUUAAUUUUAAGUACAUGUAUAUUUUGUCUUCUCA